AUGCUGUGCUUACGUAACUUAGGGUACAUAUACCCGACGGACGACGCGUCCGCCUAUUCAUCGGCUGACCCGACGUUUGCCACGCGUGACGACGACUACAUGCCGACGAUGGACACGAGUCAGGGAACGGAGGACUCGAACGACACGUCUUUGGCCACCGAAGACGACUCGAUGACCAAACGGCGGGGCAGAGGACGCGGCAGAGGCGGCGGUCGCGGCAGAGGUAGAGCCGGUCGGCCUUCGCUGAAUCGGUUGUCAGUGGCGGACACGACACUGAAUCGGACCGUCGAAGACAGUAAUAGUCUGUUUGAGAGCGUGAGAGGCGGCAGAUCUGUGCUCCAGUCGGUGGUCGACGAGUGGAUUGAGUCCUAUCGUCAGGACAGAGAGGCGGCUAUUCUCGAGUUAAUGCAGUUCUUCAUCAGGAGUUCCGGCUGUAAGGGAAAGAUUACGCCACAAAUGCGGGAAACGCUAGACAACGGACAGAUCAUACGAGCGCUGGUCGAGGAGUUCGACGAAGAGGGCGCCGACUAUCCGCUGGUGAUGACUGGCCCGCAGUGGAAGAAGUUUAAGAGUAAUUUCUGCGAAUUCAUCCACACUUUGGUCCGUCAGUGUCAGUACUCAAUCAUUUACGACCAGUUCUUAAUGGAAAGCAUUAUAUCACUGCUGAUCGGACUGUCCGACUCUCAAGUGCGGGCCUUCAGACAUACGGCCACUUUGGCGGCCAUGAAGUUGAUGACGGCUUUAGUGGAUGUGGCGCUAACUCUGAGCAUCAACUUAGACAACACUCAGCGCCAGUACGAGGCCGAGCGCCAGAAGACGCCGUCCAACUCGAAGCGGCCGUCGGAACGGUUGGAUCUAUUGAUGAGUAAACGCCAAGAACUGGAAGAGAACAACGAUGACAUCAAAACAAUGUUGGGAUAUCUGUUCAAAUCGAUUUUCGUGCACAGAUAUCGGGACACUUUGCCUGAGAUUCGGUCCAUUUGUAUGACAGAGAUUGGCAUUUGGAUGAAACGACUUCCGGGAAUGUUUUUGGACGACUCGUACCUGAAGUACGUCGGGUGGACUCUUCACGACAAAGUGGGUGACGUCCGCCUCAAGUGUCUUCACUCCCUUCUGCCGCUCUAUGAGAGCGAAGAGAUUACUCGCAAAAUGGAAUUGUUUACCAAUAAGUUCAAGGAUAGGAUCGUUGCCAUGACUUUGGACCGCGAGUUCGAAGUGGCCGUACAGGCCGUCCGACUCAUCAUUAAUGUCCACAAACACCACAGAGAUAUCCUCACCGAUAAGGACUGCGAACACGUCUACGAAUUGGUUUACGCCACGCAUCGGUCGGUGGCUCAGGCGGCCGGAGAGUUCCUCAACGAACGCCUCUUCCAAGUGGACGAAGAGUCCACCGCUAACCUCAGGAGCAGAAGAGGCAAAAAGCGGUCGCAACACUCGCCGCUGAUCCGAGAUCUGAUCCAAUUCUACAUCGAGAGUGAGCUCCACGAACACGGGGCGUAUCUCGUCGACAGUCUCAUUGAGAGCCACCCUAUGAUGAAAGACUGGGAGUGUAUGACUGACCUUCUGCUCGAAGAGCCCGGGCCUGAAGAGGAGGCUCUGGACGACCGCCAGGAGGCGUCACUCAUUGAGAUAAUGGUGUGUUGUGUGAGACAAUCGGCAACCGCUGAAACACCAAUUGGAAGGGGACCUCAAAAGCGACAAUUGUCUUCCAAAGAGGCCAAACAAGUACAGGACGACAAGAACCACAUAUCCGAACACUUUGUGGUGACUUUGCCGGCGCUGAUGGACAAGUAUAAGACAGAUCCCGAGAAAAUGGCGAAUCUGUUGACAAUUCCACAAUACUUUGAGUUGAGUUACUUCACGAGCCAAACGGAACAGUUGGACACUCUCUUACGACUCAUCUCACAAGUGGUUGAAAUCCAUUCCGACAAAGAAGUGUUGGAAUCGGCGGUCAAGACAUACGAGUACUUAAACGAAGAAAACUUUUCUUACGCCAGAAAUGUUUGGCUCUCGAAAAGCACUGCAAUCGACACCCUUUGCAACAAAUACAAGGAAUCGGUCGACAAUUUUGCACUCAAUCCUAACGGAGAUGAAGAGAAACUGAUGGUUAUUAUGCAAUUGAAGAAGAUUUCCAUCUUUUAUUCCUGCCAUGACUUGACUUCUUCCGGUCUUUGGGACGAUAUGUUUGAGCGUUGGAUCAAAACAGCGAAUUCAGAUCCAGAAGAAGUGCCAUAUAAUGCAGUCAAGUAUGCGGUCAAUGCCUGUCAUAUGGGACUCGUUUGGGAGUUGUGUUUACUCUCACAGUCGCGCUCGCAGUCGGACCACAUCCAGACCGUUAAGACCAGACUCUUUGACUUUAUGACAGAAAUGCGUUCUUUGCUUAACCAUCAAAGCGAUGAACUCGAGGAAGAGGCAUUCAAUACCAUUUGUGAUCUUCUCAUCAUAUUUUGCAAUCAAUUGGAUAACGACUCACCGGUUGUCGCGAACCUUAUCUACAAACCCGACGUUAAUCUCAUCCGAAAACUCGAGACAUUUAUUCAACAAAAAGUAUUCAUCGAAGAAGAGGAAGACGAAAGCGAAGACCCAAACAAAACAAACAGCGGUUUGGAAUCGCUUCACAAAAAGCGCCACUUCUUGUCGGCGUUCAGCAAAUUAAUUGUAUAUAACAUAAUCCCUGGCCGUCACGCGGCCUGUGUUAUCAAGCAUUACGUCAAAUUUUACGGCCAAUACGGAGAUAUAAUUAAGACAACGUUAGCCAAAGCGCGCGAAAUAAAUAAAGUAAUUUGCGCGAAGACUAUGGCCUCAGCGCUGGUCAAUGUCUUUAUGGAACUGAGAUCUGAAGCGGCGAUGAAUGCAAACGCAUUCACUAAACAGGACGAGAAUUUUCAAGCUCUCAAAGAGUUGGCCAAACGUUUUGCCCUUUCGUUCGGUUUGGAUAAUAUGAAGAAUAGGGACGCCGUCGCAGCCAUUCAUAGGGAAGGCAUUCACUUCACAUUCAAUACGAUAGAAAACCCGGAGAACCCGUUGGGACCGCCGCCUAACCUACCGUUUCUCGAAAUCAUUAGUGAAUUCUCUAAUAAAUUAAUAAAACCCGACAAAAAGACUGUGCUCACAUAUUUGGAUAGAUAUGUGAAGAACGCAUUGCCGGGCAUUCAUAAUGACGUCACCGUCGGUAACUACUCGAUAUCCCGGUCAGAAUAUGUCGUGUUGCUCAAACUAAAUGGGCACUUAUCUCGCGGGCCUUCUGUUAUGUUCCGGUUCUUCUCUCCGGCACUCCUGCUCCCAUACACCCAUAUGUUUGAGUUGCCAUUUGACGCACUAUUAAUGCAUGCGAUAUGUGUUGUUGUUUUAGGCGAAGGAGAGGCCGAUGGAGACCAUCAGGACUGGCAGCCAUUGAUGAGCUAUAGGGCCAGUCUUAUACAGCACAACGAGUUUGAUUUACCCGUGAAUAGAGCGCCCGGAAGACAAUACAAGGCCAAGAAGAGAGGCCGUGAGGACGAGGGCGAAGGAGAGGCCGAUGGAGACCAUCAGGACGUGGAGUCAGAACACGACGGAUCAGAAAUGAAUGAAUGAAACUAUCAUUUAAUUAUAGGUCACAUAUGAGCUCAUUCUCUAAACUCUCCAUUAAUUUAUGUACUUUUUAUGGAUUUCAUAUUUUUCAUCAAAAUAUUUGUAUUUAAAAAACAACACUCCAUUUCGAUAUAGUUUUCGUCUCAAAUCAAUACCAUUAAUAUAUCUAUAAAUAAGUUGUAAUAUCCGUUAUAAUAAACACAUUAAUUAAAAUUCGAUAAAAAAUA
Messenger RNA from Medioppia subpectinata, 3797 nucleotides. The record is from the annotation of a GenBank genome assembly. Lineage: Eukaryota; Metazoa; Arthropoda; Arachnida; Sarcoptiformes; Oppiidae.